UUGCCCUUUGACAUCCGUGCGGGACAGGUGUCUUACCUGUACGUGCUUUGUUCGUGCCGUGUUGCCCCGCCCUGGUUCACUUCAGGUCAUUGUUACCUGACUCGUGCACAACAUGUCGGAUCCGCUCAGACCGUGACAGUCACGACAGACGGACGGCAACGAUCGGUGCCGUAGGUGGAACAAUCCAGUUCUGUAAAAAUUAGGCCACUGCAGUAGAUCACCAAGACAAGCGCUCGCGCUCUAACCCGUGGAUGUGCCAAUCGGCCAAACGACUAACCCGAAAGCUUUGGGUGGAUACUACAAACAGAGGAGUAUUGUCUGCAACAAUAAUAACAAGAACAACAGGUGACAGUCAGGAAGCUAAACAGUGAGUUGACGACCAUGGGUUGCGGCACCUCUCACGGCCCCGGCCCACCGCCACACCUGACGCCACGGGAAAACAAGCAACAGGAAACACUCAUCAGAAACGGCAAGACGGACCACGACCCACAGAUGACCAUACAAAAAGAACACCCAGACGAUAAGCCAAAGCCUAUGGCAGAGAUCAGCCCUCACGUGAAGGCUGCCGAGGAUGGCUUACAGGCGGAAGUGACGUCAUCAGAACAUCGCGUCAUCCAUGCGGGAAACGACUUUUCUACUGGAGAUGACCUUCCAGGUCUAACAGAAAUCAAACGGCCAGCGGACAUCGCCUGCAUCAGGUCGAAAAACAACGCCAAGUGGCCCAUACGCUGCUUCUGCAGCCUGGACUUUAACGUGAACGCUGGGUACGGAGGGUGUGCGUCUCUCCUGCUACUGUCAUGUAGCUACAACAAUAAGGACAACUCUACCACUGAGAUAAUCUUUCUUCGCUCUGGAUUCGACUGUAACCAUGUUGAGGCUAAGUCUUUGGUGAAGAGUCACGGCGGCCAUUUUGGAGCAGAGAAUGGCAUCAAGACAGACGAAGACGGCAGACUACUAGUAGACUGCCUUUUCGGAACGAACUUCGCCUGUCUGCUGUCUAACGACUCCCGCUGGGGUCACGGCGGGGUCGGGGUGGUGCUGGACGGCCCGGAGGAGCAGGGCGAGAUCGGCAAACUCCGCCUCAACGUCAACGGCGGGAACGGAGGGGGCACGUCUAUCCUCAUGUGCAGCGGGGUGGUGCCUGGCGUCGAUACUGCCAAGGUUGUUUCCUGUAUGUACGUGAUCAGCUCAGGGUAUAACGAAAACACCUUCCGGACGAAGAAGCUGUUCGACCACGGCGAGGACCUGUGGAAGUUCUCUGUGGACGGCGAGGGGAUCCUGCAGGCCGCAGGACCGAUGAGCAGCCGGUACGCCCUCUUCCACAACCGGGACACGUUCGUGCCGACUCCCGGUCAGGACAGGGCAGCAAAGGUUCGCCAUACACAGGCUUACCGAGGAGAUUCCCAGACCGUCCUGAUGUCGGAGUGCCGGAACUGUGGAGCGGCCUUGGUCCUCUGCUCCAGCAGUAGCGGGACCGAGACCGCCACGACUGCCUCCUUGUACGUGCUGACCAUAAUCACACAGGGGGAUCAGUAUGUGGAGGCCGCAUUUGUGGCAGGCAGCUCGGGAAAAGGAUCGUCUGAGUCGGCGGAUCAGUGGAAAUUUACGAUAACGAACGGGACACUUGUCGUGGAAGGUCCCCCUCUACCCUGUCGGUACGCCAUCUUGUCGAACCUCGCUGAAGACGAGCCCGACCCCAAAGGCCGUUGCCACCAAGAUGGCUGCCUAGCAACUAUCGACAGCAGCCCUGUCGGCGGGGUUGUGUCAGUGGACGGUAACGGGAUCCGCGGAUGGGUGACGGCUCCCGCUGAUGUCGUCAUCAAGGUGAACGAGAGGACGGUUGCCAUGGUGAAAGACACGGACCUGGUGUCAGUGGCAGCGGGGAGGAUGGCGUUCAUGAGGCGGUGGGCUGAAGGCGAGAUCACUGCAGGAUUACGUCUGGUCAGGGUGUUCGCCAUUAGGAAUGAUCAAAACGGCCAGAAGCGUCUGCUGGAGCUGGAGGGCUCUCCGUGCCAACACGUGGUCCAGCCGAAGGGUGUCCUGUUCGCCCUGAACACCGCCGGUCCGUCGUACCAGGCACUGGACAGCAUCGUGUACCUGAGCGAACAUCGUCUCUACCACAACUAUGAGACGGGUCCGCAGUCUAAAACUCUGGGACUCAUCAAACACACCAGUGCCAUGCCGCAGCUGCUGUGUGGAACCUACGAUGGUUUCAUCUAUGGGACUGCCCGCAAUCACAGCGCACAGACAGAGGAUGAGAACAGGGUCACCUACAACGUAGCGGACUUGCCUAAUGGAAACCACACCCUCACACUUCACUAUGUGGGAGGAGGAGGACAUAUCGUCAUCAACGGACAGAAAAGGGUGAAUUUCAAACCUGCGCAGACGGAGGCCUCUCCAGGCUACACGGCUCACACGUUCUCCACGCCCGUGGCCGUGUCUGGCGGUUCCCUGGAGUUCACGGCGUAUCCCUCCUACCUGUGCGGCUUCUCCAUCUGCGACGCCUCGUACGUCAAACCGGAACAAUCGCAAGAAGAUGUCAAGAGAGAACAUCACGAGAGAGCGAAGCUUGGUCUGGAGGCCACGCCCCUGCCGGACAGUCUGGAGAAGAAGAAGAUGCAGAUCGCGGGCUGGUCCGCAAACCUCCUGGAGAACGCCAGCGGACAGUUGGGGAACAUGUCUCACUGGAACAUAGGGGGCGACUGGAACGUCAUCGAAGGAGGACAUGGCACAGAGAAAUGCUUUGUGACGUCACAUAUGCGCUGCUCAAAGUACCAGGAGGUUGAUCUGACCAAGACGUUUUCCGAGGAGCAUCUUGACUCGGCUCCUGAGAUCCAGGUGUCAGAAUGGUACACCCAAGGCGUCUGUGGAGGAGGCUACUACACCCUAGAAGUCACGCUGAUGACGUAUGACGGAGAGGUCAUCAAAAGGUUUAGCAGUGGAGAGAAGGGAAACCUGUACUCCGGACAGUGGCACGAAGAGAAGGUCACAUUUACUGACUAUGGGACAGGAGUCAGACUGGUCGGGGUGCAAUCAUCAGGUAAAGAUGACAAGCACUGGGGCGGUCAUUAUGGUGCCCGGAUGUCCAACGCCUUCGUGCGGGUGAGGAGAGAAGCAACCGCGGCGGAGGAUGACGCGUUUGCUGACGUCAUACCCGAGAGCGUGACGGAAGAGGAGAGGACCCAGCAGGCAGCCGUGAGGGACAAGGUCGUGCAGAAAGUGCUGACGGAGAACGCCGAGCUCUGGGCACAAGACAGCAGCGAAGCCCGACCUAUGGAGGAUCCCCUCCCGUCAAUGGAACAAGGGGGAAAACAUAAAGACAGCGUUGAGAAUGAUAAAGAAGAAAAUACUACUACACGCGUACGACGGUCAGAGAAGCCGAAGCAGAGAGAGAUCAGAGUUUUUGUCUCCAGUACAUUCAAAGACUUUAAGGGUGAGAGAGAGUACCUCAUUAAGAAGACGUUCCGUGAACUGAACCGUCUGUGUGCCGAACGUUCCGUCUUCUUCACGUACGUGGACCUUCGCUGGGGCAUCACUAAGGAACAGUCAGAUGACGGUCGGACCAUCUCAAUCUGUCUCAAGGAGGUGGACCGAUGUCGCCCGUACUUCAUCUGUAUGAUGGGGGAGAGGUUCGGCUGGAGUCAGAAGAAGGACGAACCAGACAAGUUGCUGAACGCCAGUUUUGAUUACGCCAUCAAACACAAUGACGACCUGAAGUGGAUCGAUGACUACCGGUUCGACACAAGUGUCACACAGCUGGAGAUCCAACACGCAGCGCUGAACAAUCCUGACGAGGUUCGGCACCGCUGUUUCUUCUACAUGCGAGACCCCGUCAAAACGGAGACGAGCACAGUCAGCCCUGACGACAUACAGGUUUUCCUGUCGGAGAGUGACUGGCACUAUCAACACCAGUACAAACUGCGAAACGCUGUAUUAGAUGCAGGGAUGAACGUCAGGAACUACAAGGAUAAAGAAGACGCCUGUACUCUCAUUAUGGAGGACCUCCAAAGGUGCGUGGAUGAAGAUUUCCCGCUGGGAACAGAGCUGACCCCCAUGCAGCGGGAGCGGGAGCACCACAUGGCGUUUGCCGAAGCGCGCAGGCGCGUGUACAUCGGCAGGCAGGAGUACUUUGACAAGAUCGACGCCUUCAUGGCGGGGAACAAGUCUACUCCUCUGGUCCUAGUUGGUGAGUCUGGGUCAGGCAAGUCUGCCCUGGUGGCGAACUGGGUCUCCAAAUACGAGCAGGCGCACCCUGAUCACUUCGUCUUCGUCCACUUCAUCGGGAGUUCUGCCGAGAGUUCCAACCAUGUGACUCUGGUCAGAAGGCUGAUGGAAGAGCUGAAAGCCUUCUUCAACCUGUCCAUGACUGUGCCGACGUCUGACACGAUCCUGGUCCGGUCCCUGCCAAUGUGGUUACGGAUGGCCGGGAUAAUGGGCAGGGUCCUCAUAGUCAUGGACGCCCUGAACCAGCUAGACAGCGGCACGGCACUGGUCGGGGAAGGUGAUGAGCACGACUUGUUGUGGAUCCCGAAAGAAACGCCACCUGGCGUCAGCAUGCUGCUCUCCACCUUACCGGGCAGGGCGAUGGAGGCUGCCUCUGCGAGUGGAUGGGAAACUUUUGCUGUGCAGCCUCUGCAACCCGAGGAGAAGUCUGCUAUCAUCAAGGGGUACCUGGAGGACAUGUACACCAAGACGCUGUCAGAAGAGCAGAAACAGCUCAUCCUUGACGCUCCGCAGACCAACAACCCGCUGUACCUGAAGGCCUUGUUAGAUGAGAUGCGCUUGUACGGUGAGUUUGAGACGGUGACCACCCGGAUAAAGCAUUAUCUUGAGGCGGAGAAUCCCGGCGUCCUUUUCGGCAAGAUCUUGGAACGCCUUGAGAAUGACUUUGAGACAGGAGUCAACACCAGAAAAGACCUUGUUCGGCUUUCCACGUCUGCCAUCUGGUGUUCCCAUCGUGGGUUAUCAGAGGAAGAAAUGGUCACCCUUCUGGACGUACCAUCCGUUGUCUGGUCUCCCUUCUACCUCUCCUUGGACGACAACCUGAUCAAUCGGAACGGCAUCCUGAACUUCUUUCACGACCAUCUCCGCCAGGCUGUGGAGGCCAGGUACCUGCCGUCCGCGGAGGACAAGCGGCUGAAGUACCUGGAACUGGCGGAUUACUUCGCCACGAGGGAAGUCGACGACAGAGUUGUGGACGAGCUGCCGUUUCUUCUGUCCAAGGCUGGCGAAAUGGACCGCCUCAGAGCGACCAUCACGAACCUGCUGAUCUUCCAGCGGAUGAUGAAGUCCGUAGAGGGGACCUUCAACCUCAUGAAGUACUGGCAACAGGUUGGAGGCUAUGAGCGAGCAGAAGCAGAUUAUCUUAAGGCCUUGUCGGAGGAGCCUCAGGGAACGUCCGAUCAGGAAAAGGAAGACAGGGUCGCGCUUCUUCGGAGCAUGGCAGCGUUCUUCGUCAAAGCAGGACUGCUGAAAAGUGCAAGAUCUUUGUACGAAGAGUUGCUUGAAAUGCUUGAAAGUCGUUAUCUGGACACCCAUGGCGCAGUAGUGUACCACCCAAGGAACUUCUCAUUCCAACACAAGUGCAAGCACACCGAUGUUCUGGACAUUCUGCACAGCCUGGGAAACGUGUGUGAGCGGCAGAUGGAGCUGAAACGUGCUGAAGAGUUCUACACAGAUGCUCUGGACCGUCAAACCAGGCUAGACACGCCCAAAGAGAAGCUCUACCUAGUGAAAGGGCUUCUCGGUCUAGCAUCUGUGAAGAGUCUGAAGGAAGACCAGAAGGAAGCGAAGAAGCUGCUCCUUCGUGCCAAGGAGGUGACGACCAGCGUGUUGGGGCCUCACCAUCACUAUGUGGCAUCCAUUGUGGGACAGAUUGGUCAAGUCUGCUACAAACAGGGCCGUGUGGACGAAGCCCUGGGUUUCUACCUGCAGGAGCUGAGCAAGGUGCGGGCCAUCCACGGCGCCAGCCACCCGCGCACGGCCGGCGUGCUGAACAGCAUCGCGCUGGUGUAUGACGACAAAAACGACGAACGCGCCGGGGAGAUCUACGAGACAGCCCUGGCCACCAUGGCGCAGGCGUAUGGAAACAACCAUGUGGAUGUGGCUAUCAUUAGGUACAACCUGGGAGCGUUUUACUUUGCCACGAGUCACUACGCGAGGUCGAAGUACCAGUUUGAGCAGGCAGCGGCAGUGUUCGAGUCCUUCCUGGGUCCUGACCACCCUGAUACAGCACAGGCUAAGGAGGCCAGGGACACCGCAGCUGCUUUUGUCAAGGAAUAACAUGCAAGGCUGUACUGGAAUAUGUUGCAGACAUUUUAAUGAUGUUAAUUUUAUACACAUAUAUGUAAUACUAUGUGAAAAUUGUUAUGUUAUUGUGUGUACCACAGGAUAUUACUUAUACUUUAUAUGCUAAGCAGGCCAUGGCCUGCAGCUGCUUUUGUCCACAAAAUUUUUCAAAGAUGCGCGGUUGUACAGAAAUAUGUAUGUCUCAAAUAUUUAGAUGGUGUCCAGUUUGUACAUUUAUUGUGUGCCACUGUCCCAAGAUAGUACUUAUAUACACAUUUGUAACCUUUGAUAAAACAUUUCAGCUUGUGCUAUGUGUCACCAUUCCCACAAUAUCUAUAU
Molecule: messenger RNA, 6627 nt
Organism: Branchiostoma floridae (Florida lancelet)
Lineage: Eukaryota; Metazoa; Chordata; Leptocardii; Amphioxiformes; Branchiostomatidae
Exons: 37
Coding region: 382-6282 (1966 amino acids)
Cellular component (GO): Cul4-RING E3 ubiquitin ligase complex
Molecular function (GO): protein binding
Source: RefSeq, a predicted model, not a curated record